CUCCCUUCUCCUUCCCGCCAUCCCGUUAUCAUUAUAUGCUUUCCUGUAGCACCCCGCGCGAGGUAAAAGCUGUAACCUGGAUCACCUCUAUAUAAACGACGCUCUAUACAAGUCAAGGGUCCCAGUUCAAUGGCGUCUCAGAGUCACAAUCCAGGCACCUCGGAACAUGACACGGUCGAUAUAAACAUCGACGUUGAAGCUGUUCCAUUUCCGUCUUUCACUAGUAGAGUGACAGAAUCAGCACAAUCUCCUGUCUCCGAUUCUUCAGGAGCACUUACAUCCUCUGAUAAACUUUCGGCGCUACCGCAGACGAUCACUAGUCAGAGUAUCAAUCGCGUAGGAAGGUCACCACAAAUUCAACAAUCGCCUCGUAUGUUCCGGAAUAGUAUGGAUGGGUCAAGGUCAUGGCCGCAUAUAGCUUCGGAAACUGGAUGGAACACCUUCAAUACUACUGGGCGUGUUUCUCGACACAGCAUGUCAGAAGGAUCUGUAGAGAGAGGUGGGAGAGGUCGAACUUCUUUGGACAGCGACCGGGGCUCGAUUUCAGGUGUGAAUAGCGUCAAACGAGCCUUCAGGAAAUUGAGUCACACGAGCGACCCAUCACCUGCUAACGCGCCAUCUGCUAUACUACCAGAGUAUAGAAAGGACGGCGACGGCUCGUCAGCUCACUCGAGAUCCCGUGCAGUGUCGCCCAUCCGCUUCCUUCAACAAUGGUCUGCUAAUAUCUCUCGCAGUCAUAUUCUUGGGGGUAAUCAGGACCGGGAAGAGCCUUUCAUCCCAGUGGACCCAUUCCAUUCUUUCGUUCCUGCAUUUUUAUCGUCGCUAUUUUCCUCGCAGCAAGGGCCAGAAGGGAAAAGCGGUCGUCCUGAUGGCCUUCCUUCUGAUAUAGAAGCCCAAACGUCAUCACCAGGGCCCUCCGGAUUCUGUCAUACAAACAGGAUGUCCGACAGGCAAGUGAGGACCACUUAUAUCUUUAUCACGGUCUGGCUUCCUCGCAUUGUCUACAUCUAUCUACUCUUGCGACUUCCCCCCAUGUAUUUCUCGCGCGUUGCCAGGAUUUUCGAGGACGCAGAAGUCAGCAAACCAGAUAUUCAAAGACUGGUAGAGGGGUGUUUUGGCGGUGCGAACGCAUACCAGGAUGAUCCUGUCGAUACUCGGAACCGCGGCGCGUCGUCAGGACAAGAUGUUCAAACACCCCAAGUCACUCCUGCUCUGGCAAAAUUCAAACAUACAUGGGAGGACUUCAUUGAUUCACUGUUGAGGGAAUGGAAGACAUUGAACGUUGUGUCUGCUCUGCUUUUGUCUGCCAUCCUUACCCUGUUUCAAAUACCUAACGCGGCCACGGAUCCGGUCACGAGAACGGCCGCCUUGCUUUCGCUGAUUUGUGCUAUCAUGAGUUUGUCUUACGGAUGUAUGUAUAUUGUACGAUUCGGGUCGAUGAGAAGUAUGUUUAGGGCUUCUAGAUGGGCUGAGGAAGCGCAGAGGUCCAAAACGUUUCUUUUAUGGAAUGUUUGGGUGAUGUUAGCAAUGCCUGCAGUGUGGAUGUCAUGGUCAAUGAUCUUAUUUAUUGUCUCUAUUCUAUCUUUCGUCUGGCGAACUGGCGAAGUCGAUGAUCCAGAUGAACGAGCAGGUUUAAGUUCCACAGCCAUCUUGGGUCCAAGGAUUGCGAUUACAGGCGUGUUUUUCAUUGGGAUGCUGUAUUUCUUCGCCAUCGUCAGAACUUUGCAGAGCUAUGGCCAAGUAGGACCGCUCGAGGAGCGGAAAGGUUCUCGGUUCUAUGUUCGAAGUGCUGCCGCCGCUGUAAAUGAUGGAGAGAGAAGGGGAAGAGAACCCGAAAGGUUUUCUAGAGAGUCUGGGAGGAGUGGAAGGGGUAGACAUCUUGACGAGCGACCACGCGAAGCGAUUCAGGGAAGAGGAGACAGUACUAAGAAGGAAGAUGGAGAGGACGAGCGGAAUGAAGAGUUGAAAGUGAAUUCCACUCCCAAAGCAACGCCUGUUGGGCUAGGUCUUUCUGGUAUCGGAAGUAUCAGUGCUGCGAUAUCGACGAUGGACCCGGCAGAAAAGGAGAUGGAAACCAAAGCCCCACAUUCAUAAUUCCCGCGUAUUGUUAUUGUUAUCGUAAUAAAGCAACCAUGAAA
Marasmius oreades (fairy-ring Marasmius) is the source of this 2138-nucleotide messenger RNA. RefSeq lists its product as uncharacterized. The coding region runs from base 130 to 2094 and encodes 654 amino acids. The transcript is spliced from 6 exons. The record is from RefSeq and is a predicted model, not a curated record. NCBI's taxonomy places the organism in Eukaryota, Fungi, Basidiomycota, Agaricomycetes, Agaricales, Marasmiaceae.